Helianthus annuus (common sunflower) is the source of this 1648-nucleotide messenger RNA. RefSeq lists its product as uncharacterized. NCBI's taxonomy places the organism in Eukaryota, Viridiplantae, Streptophyta, Magnoliopsida, Asterales, Asteraceae. The record is from RefSeq and is a predicted model, not a curated record. Bases 497 to 1456 code for a protein of 319 amino acids. The transcript is spliced from 6 exons. Gene Ontology annotation, cellular component: chloroplast.
AACGGAGAUACGAAGCCGAUAAAUUAAUAAUAGGAUACCUUUGACAAGUAUAUCGUCAUCCGUAAGCCAAUAAUCUCGGUGAAAGGCUCUUGAGAGAUGCAGGUUCAAACUCUGGUGCAGAGUGAAGCCAACCCUCAUGAUCAACAUCUUUUUAACUACGUGUGUGACUGUUUGAUUUUUGCGAUGAACCUACAUUCCCGGAUUCCAUGGCAAAAUUGGAUCAACCUGCUUUCCGGUCUCCCCUUCACUUCUCCACCGUCAUUAGUAUGCUAUGAGUUUUCUGCUUUAACUAAAGAAAUUGAGUAUAAUAAUAUAUAGUUGUGUAGGAUUAGAUCAUAUCCUUAAUUAGGUUUGAUUUUAUAUGGAAAUGAGAUAUCUUAGGGUUUUGGAGUAAUUUUAGGGAUUUGUUAUUAUGUGUAUGUGUAUUUUCAUAUAUUAUAAAACCAGAAAAUAUCGGUGAAUAAGAAAACCAACCAGCAGAGCAGGACAUUCUGUGAUGGCGAGCACACACUUUCUGUUACAAUCCAGCUUCAAUUCCAACCCUAUGCUCCAACAAAACUUCCGCAAUAUUAUUGCUCUCGAAAGGAAGUAUUAUUAUCCUUGUUGCAUUGAAGUUUCCACAAAAUUCAAUAUCAAAUGCUUCUUCAUCAUGAGAGAUAAAAAUGGAGUGACUUGGAGGCCAAUGGAGAAUGUUGUCAAGGCAUCAUUCUUUUUGUAUGAUCAUCACCAUCAUGCUUCUCGUUGCAAAAUGAGUGGCCAGGAAUCCUCUUCUUCUGAAGUUUAUAACACUCAGACCAGCAGCCCGGCAGCAUCCUCUUACCCCAGAAAUCCGGUCCGUUAUUAUGCACAACUUGUUUUUGCUCUAACUGUCUUAACAUUUCCUGUGGUUUUAAUGUCUUACCUUAUAAUACAAAGCCUAAUUCCAGCUCAAACAAGUGUCCUCAAGCUUCAGGUUGGCCUGUUGAGUACGAAUAGAUCACUGCAAAGCGAUCUCAAGCGGAUUGCUGCUGCUGUAUCCACCUCGGGCUUGAACUAUGCAUUACAAGAGGCAACACUAGCUCUUCUUCGGCAUCCUGAUUAUUGCAUUUCUGGUUAUUCCUCUGUGGAUGUAAAGAGGAGUUUAUUUGAAUGUGAUAAACUAUUUAAUCGCUUUUCUAUUGAGGAAAGGAGUAAAUUCGAUGUCGUCAAUGCCAAUGACAUCGGAAAGAAAAGUGCAACAAGUCAGAGUUCUAAUAACGAGUAUAUUGUGGUUACCAUCAUCGUGGUUGUGGACGGUGUAUCUAAACUGCCACCCAUUAGAAGCAGUGCACAGUUGAAGAAUGCCUUGCAAAUACUGGCCUCUAUUCCUUCAAGAGAUAUUAAGAAAGUUAAGAUGUUCUGGAACCCACAACAGGAAAAUAAUUUUCUUACAGCACAAGAAUUGCUUGAAGACUAUGCACUGCUGAACCCGAUUUAGGUAAGCCGUUAUGAUACUGUCUACAUCAUCUAUAGGUGAUGAGCAGCUUGACAAGUCCACAUCCCCUUGUAAUUGUCGAAAUGGGUUUUAUACGCGAAUGUUAAAUAGAAUGUUACUUUGAAAUUUUUACACGUUUAUAGGGUGUGUUUUAUAUCUAUAAUUAAGGAGGAAGUUUAAGUUUUGUUUGUGGCA